AUCACUUCCAAGAAUUUCUCCUAUGGAUUAACCCUAUAGAAAAUGGACGUCAAGUUUUCAUGAGCUUUGAUGAUUACGUGCUGAGAACCAAGGAGGAGCUGUAAAAGUGUGUGGUGGACAAAUGACCUCAAAGUUGGACAAUCAUGGCCCUGGUGACGUCAUCACUCUUCCUCGCGUUGUCUAUGAUAUUGUCGUCAGAGGGCCAGGACUUGCUGGACCCUUGUUUAUCCUCACAUCGCAUGCAGCAACUGAUGGACAGCGAGUCGAACCUCCUGAAAUUUCUCAAUCAGACUUUCUCAGACCGUGCAAAAUUGUCGGGGGAGAGUCACUAUGAAAAACUGUCCCGCUCAGCGAGCCGUUUUCUUGCCGUCUUGCCAGAGAACAACAAUGACGUAGUGGAUCCUCUGAGAACUUUUCUGGGCAUCAAAAGAUUUUUGAGUUAUUACGGGAAGUUUUUUACUCACAAAAAGGACAAGGAUGUGUUCGGAGCAGUUCAGCGCUCUUUAGAAAAGCAGAAGAUGAAGUAUCCUGACAAAGCAUCACUCGGCUACUCUAUAGACGCCAUCUUGAGACUGAUGACAGCCUACGACCUUGACUUUGACGGCAUGGAAAAUUCGUCUGGGGUUUCUCUGAGCAGCGAAGACAAAAAAAAUAUAAUGCAGAGAGCAAAGGAAUUUGGUUUGGAAGCCAAGGGUUCUGGCAAUGGGAAAAAGUUCAUCGAGCUGGAGGGCUCCGGAGUCAUGGGGAAGAACAAGACGUCACUGCUGCACCACCGCCUCAGUGCUUCGUCUUGGCUGUGGGAUAACCACACGGACACAACUCUGAAUCUGAGCAGACGAGUAGAGGAGAUCACUUCUUUGAGGACUGAAUUCAGGGACCAUGGGACACUAGCUGAACCCUUUCAGAUUGUCAACUACGGGCUGGGAGGUCAUUACUUCCCACACAUGGAUUAUCAUUUGCAACACGUUAUUGACGCUCAGUAUGGUGUUUUGGAGAACAGUGGAGACAGACUGGCGACCUUCAUGUAUUAUUUAUCGGACGUUAAGGAAGGGGGUGCCACUGUGUUUCCCGAGCUCAGCGUCGCCAUUUUCCCAGUAAAACUGUCUGCUGUGUUCUGGUACAACUUCAAGAUAGACGGAGAACGAGACACGAGAACCUUGCACGGCGCCUGCCCUGUUAUGGGCGGACAGAAAUGGAUUGCUACCAAGUGGAUUCGUCAACUCAGCGGGGGAUUAAGCAGUACAUGUGAACUAAGUGAAACGCCCCCGCCUUUCUUCCGGUGAUAUCAAUCAGCUUAUGGCAGUAUUGGCAGUCAAUUAUGCAUGUAAUUACUAUCGCCACCUUCGCAGCGAUUGCUUUUCAAUACAAGUAUCCUGUUUGUGUAUGUGAUUGGGAGUGGCAAAACAUGUCACAGUUUUAGCGUACGCGAUAAUAUAAAAUAACUAGUAAAAGUACCCGUUCUACGAACGGAAUAAUAAUGAAGAAGUAUUAGGAAAGUUAAGAAGAGG
Molecule: messenger RNA, 1508 nt
Organism: Aplysia californica (California sea hare)
Lineage: Eukaryota; Metazoa; Mollusca; Gastropoda; Aplysiida; Aplysiidae
Product: prolyl 4-hydroxylase subunit alpha-1
Biological process (GO): peptidyl-proline hydroxylation to 4-hydroxy-L-proline
Cellular component (GO): endoplasmic reticulum
Molecular function (GO): iron ion binding; procollagen-proline 4-dioxygenase activity; L-ascorbic acid binding
Source: RefSeq, a predicted model, not a curated record